UUAGCGCUAGGUGUCCAGCGACCUCAGUCCUGGGUCUGGCAGCCAGGCCAGAGAAAGAGUGGACCUUGCUUGGACUGGUUUGCACGUCCAGCUCGGAGCUGUUGGUGGAGCGAAUCUCUCCUUUUAACCCUUGUUGGACCUCCCUGAGGUUCGGGCUCCGUAGCUCUGCAGCCGCUAGAGCCCUUGCGGCCCGGGGAGGAGCACGGAGCCCGGUGGGCGUGAAUGAAGCCACAGAGUGCUGGAGAGGAGUCAAGGUCUGGCCCCACCCACCCUUCCUGUCCAGGGGUCAGCGCCCACACGUCGCGCGACCCCACCACAGAUGGGACUCUAAGGCCAGAAUGGCAUCUCUGGGGGACGACACUGACUCGUCCUCUCCAGCCCCACCCUGUGCAGGGACGAAGGCGGGAGGUGGGAGUGGCGGCUGGCGGGACUCCGGGGGCGGAGUCCUCCUUAAAGCCCUGCCGCUGGCUGGGCGCGCUCUUCUUUGGCGCGCGAGCUUGGGCUAGGCUUUGAACUUGGUUCCUGGCUUCGUUCUUUGCUCUGCCUUGCUACAGGGACAAGGAUCCUCCACCCCGAGGUACGGAACCCUGUGAGCUCUUCGCUUUCCCUCGGAGCAUGAGACUGCCUGGCAGAGUAGGGGACGCGGCGGAGCUGCGCAAGAGCUUGAAGCCGCUGCUGGAGAAGCGCCGGCGCGCACGGAUCAAUCAGAGCCUGAGCCAGCUAAAGGGGCUGGUAUUGCCGUUGCUGGGUGCGGAGGUGUGUGUCUGGGAGCUCGGAAAACAGAGGUGGAGAGUCCUGGGGCACCCAGUGAGGCGGGUGGGCCAGCAUGGUCCUGGGGCUCCAUGGGGAUCCGAAGACCUCCUGGUGGGAUCUGAGAGGUGGAGUGGAUCGCGCGACUGGCGAGCACCUGGGUGCAAGAGCGAGGUGCCCAGCUGCCCGGUUUGUUAUGGGGUGUCUCUCUUGUCUGGUCUGGCGCAGACUUCUCGCUGUUCGAAGCUGGAGAAGGCGGACAUCCUGGAAAUGACCGUGCGCUUCCUGCAGGAGCAGCCUGCGUCCCCUUACUCCACUGCAGUGUCGGGGCCCUUGGAUAGCUACCUCGAGGGUUACCGAGCCUGUCUGGCGCGCCUGGCCCGCGUGCUGUCCGCCUGCAGCAUCCUGGAGCCGGCCGUGAGCGCGUGCCUGCUGGAGCACCUGCGGCAGAGGACUGUCGGUGGUGGCCCGCCCUCACAGACGCCAACACCCGCCCCUGCUCCAGCUCCCUCUCCACAGGUGCCUCCUCCCGGCAGCCCUGGCCUAUGGCGGCCCUGGUAGAGUCCUGGAUGUUCCAGGUCAGGGGCCUGGAUGGAGUAGCUGACCAAGGAAGUUCUCAGUGGUGACUGCAUCUCCCUCACUUUGAGAACAGUCUAGCACCAGCACCCUAGCAAGAAUCCGAUGCUUGUGACCUAUCUGCGUGAUGAAGACCUCAAGGGCUCAGCUGGAGGGAAAGAGUUUCUGGACAGGAGAGAAAGAACAAAUAAAUGUCUGCAGGGCGGGGAAGAAGCCCAGGCUUGGACUCAAUGGUUCUGGCGCUGGGCCAGGCAAAGCUGCCUCAUCAGAGACACACCUGCCCUAGUGUGGGCAGUAGACCAAGCUCUGGCCUUAGAGCUCGCCGGGCCACCUGCUCUGAUGGGUCGCUGCAUUCCCAGCCACACCUGGAUAUACUUCCAGCUCAGUUGGGCUUGUGAAUCUCCCCACAAACAGAACAAUGACCUGGGGGACUUUGACCACUUUGGUGGCUCUGCAGAGCACUGAGCAGGGAAAUGGAACACCUAGGGCUUGGCAGUCACCUCCUGCAUCCUAGGCUUCCCCCCUCCCAGUGAUCUCUACUGCAGGUGGUGAGGACUUGCUAAUUUAACGCCCCCCCCCAAGCAUUUAAGGAAGCUGGUGGCUUUGGAGGAGCGGAACCCAGCACAGACUGCAGAGCUCCAGCCUCGGAAUGGCAGGGACCCAGGAGGCAGCAGCAGGUGAAGGAACAUGAACCACCUUGCCUGCUUUGUUUGUUAAACCACUCCCUGAACCCGGGCAGCUGGGCUACUAGAAGCAACCUGUUCAGAAGUUAUUUCUCCCAAGUGGAAGCGGGGAGCCUAUGAAGACUCAGGGAAGAGGCUUCAGAUCCCAGGGGUGGGUGCUCCAGAGAAAGUAGAGAAUUUGAACCAUGGUCAUUCCAAGCCAUGGGGAUUUGCUGAGCCUGCUUCUCCCUCUGCCUGUGCUGGGGACAAGGACACUAAAGCCAAGAAGACGGACUGACCAGGGAAGGGGCAGUCACUGAUCUGCCUUGAGCAUCUCUGGUAAAUCUGGGCACUGAUUUGAGUGGCAGGAGAUGAGGAAGUCGAGAAGCAUUCUUAAAA
Messenger RNA from Peromyscus leucopus (white-footed mouse), 2387 nucleotides. RefSeq names its product hes family bHLH transcription factor 2 (gene Hes2). Gene Ontology annotation, cellular component: nucleus. The record is from RefSeq and is a predicted model, not a curated record. Bases 616 to 1311 code for a protein of 231 amino acids. Gene Ontology annotation, molecular function: protein dimerization activity; RNA polymerase II cis-regulatory region sequence-specific DNA binding; DNA-binding transcription factor activity, RNA polymerase II-specific. The transcript has 3 exons. Lineage: Eukaryota; Metazoa; Chordata; Mammalia; Rodentia; Cricetidae. Gene Ontology annotation, biological process: regulation of neurogenesis; regulation of transcription by RNA polymerase II; anterior/posterior pattern specification.